GACGUCCGUUUGUGAUGACGCCGCACAGCUGAUCGUCUGACAGCAGCCAGAUCAGUGCAUGCGCUGCAUCGUCCAAUCAGUGAGCGAUACACAGUAAGGGGGCGGAGCGAGUGUAUGAGGAUUUCACCAGAGGAUGGUCUGGUAGUUCCUCGAUUAUCGCUCCUCCGUUAUCACUCCAAAAAUAAGGCCACUGGGACGGUACUCAAGAUGGCGCAGACAAAUCAACUUCCGGUGAUACCGAGCCCGAGGAGCGAGGAAAUGAAAAAUGACCGAAGUGAGACGCACCCAUGGACUUCACGCUGGCUGUCAGGCACAUGGGACGAAAUGAACUGGCAACAAGACAAGGGAGGCAGAAUCUAUAUACAGGCAGGCUAAGGGGGCACAGGUGCAGACAAUUAGGGCGGGGUCGACAAUCACAGUGGAGGGAAAACACACAAAGGGAGGAAGUGAGGAGUCGCAGUCUGAGGACCCCGGCCAACAUAUUCAUCAUUAACUUGGCGAUCACCGACCUGCUGAUGUGCGUCACUCAGGCGCCCAUCUUCUUCACCACCAGCAUGCACAAGAGGUGGAUCUUCGGAGAGAAAUGCUGCGAGCUGUAUGCGUUCUGUGGCGCUCUCUUCGGGAUCUGCUCCAUGAUCACGCUGAUGGUGAUCGCCAUCGACCGAUACUUCGUCAUCACCCGACCUCUGACCUCCAUCGGGGUGCUGUCACGAAGACGAGCGUUCUUCAUCCUCAUGGGCGCCUGGACCUACUCGCUGGCCUGGAGCCUGCCGCCAUUCUUCGGCUGGAGUGCGUAUGUCCCUGAGGGUCUGCUGACGUCCUGCAGCUGGGACUACAUGACCUUCACCCCGUCGGUGCGAGCGUACACCAUGCUGCUCUUCAUCUUCGUCUUCUUCCUACCACUCUUCAUCAUCAUCUACUGUUACUUCUUCAUCUUCCGCGCCAUUCGCAGCACCACCCAGGCUGUGGGGAUGUCUGGCAGCAUCCACAGUCACGGCAGCACUCGGGACUCGAAGAAGAAGUUCCAGCGUGUGCAGAGCGAGUGGAAGUUGGCGAAGAUCGCUCUGAUCGUCAUCCUGCUGUACGUCGUGUCCUGGUCCCCCUACUCCGCCGUCGCUCUCACCGCCUUCGCAGGGUACGCAGACAUGUUGACCCCCUACAUGAACUCUGUGCCCGCCGUCAUCGCCAAGGCUUCCGCCAUCCACAACCCCAUCAUCUACGCCAUCACACACCCAAAAUACAGGAUAGCGUUAGCGAAGUACAUCCCCGGUUUCGGCACUCUGCUCUGCGUCCAUCCUCGAGACCUCCGCUCCGCCAGCAGCAGCUUCGUGUCGACGCGCCGCUCCACCGUCACCAGCCAGACCUCCGACAUCAGCAGCCACGUGAAGUCACAGAGCUACAGCAAGUCCCGCCUCUCCUCCGUCUCCGACAGCGAAUCGGGUCUGACAGAUAUCGAGGCUGAUGGGUCCAGCAUGGGGUCGCGACCCGCCAGCCGCCAGGUCUCCUGUGACAUCAGCAGAGACACCGCUGAGCUCCCAGAGUUCAAACCCUCCGCCAGCUUCACGUCCAAGAUCAAGAGCCACGACUCGGGGAUAUUCGAAAAGACGUCCUGUGAUCCUGAUAUUUCCACGGCAGGAGUCAGUGAACGCAGCAGUGUCCCAAAUACAGAAGUGGCGGAGGUACACGUGAGGAGAGGCACGAUUGGUCGAAUCCCGAGCAUCGUCAUCACCUCGGAGUCCAGCCCUUUCCUUCCCAUUGGACGAAACGGCUCCUGCAAUGGCCGAUCAAAGACAGCCAAUCACAGCAACACAGGGGAGGGGCCUGGGUAGAGCUCACGUCCAAUCAGAUGUUUAGAAAUGUAGGCGAAAUUCAACUGAAGCGCAGAAAGAAAAUAACAGAAAGUGAAGACGGUUUCUCAUUAUUUUGAGUAGGUUUCUUAAAAUAAAUGUUACACUUAAAUAAGUCAUUAUUUUAAAGAUAGUAAGUCAUUAAUUUGUUAUUUUUUACUAUAUAAUAACUUACAGGAUUUUAUUUUUCCAUCACGACACUAAGUUUUCAUCUUUAUUUUUCCUUAACUGCCGCCAAUGAACUUACAUACUUUCCAAACCAAAGCUAGUUCUUACCGAUGAAAUGACAACAGACAGUUUGAGUGCUUUCACUUAAAGCAAAACCUUGGCUUUAACCUGUUUUUAUGUCAUAAACACAGGUAAGAAAACACUUUUAGAUCAGACUUAAACAAUGGACCAGUACAAAAUGCAGUAAAUUAUUGUAAGAAAAAUCAAAAACAUCCCCUAAAAUACUUUAAUGUGUUUAUUACAAAAGCUUACAAAAGGCCCUUCACACUUACAUUGUGUUUUUAGACCUUACCAUUAAUAUAAUAGUCCACACAGUCCUAAGAAAGAGGUAUAAUCACCUCACAACUUUUUUACUUAAGGUUUAACCCAAAGAAAACCAUGUUUCUGCCCCUGAUUUAAUUUAGAUAAUAUUUGUACAUUUUCCCUUUGGGGUGAGGCCGCUGAGCCCUUAACCAAAAGUUUUCUUGUGUUUCAGGCAAGUCAUAAAUAUGAGAUGACUGUUUUUCUACAAAAAAAUUCUGUGGUUUUCUGUUUUAUUCUAGACGUGUGCUUUUUCAUUUAUCUUUGCUUCCAGCUCAGUCCUUUGUCAAAGGUUUGUUUUUCAAUAAGUAGAUAUAAAAACGUGCAAUUGACCAUUCAUAAAAAGACAAUACGUAACAACCGACAAACAGAAAAAUUAUUAUUGUAACAUGUUACAAAACAUUCUUUAUCUAUAAAUCCUAGUUUCAGAAACAUUUUUACCCACUUAUCUUUAGCACAAGAUUAUGGAAAAACAUCAUUUUGAAAAUAUACAUUUUCACUUGGAGCUAGGCUAGCAUUUUCACCUGCUUCCAGCAAGCCCCCAGGAAGUGAGCCGGACUCUGUGCCCAACAUCCGUUGUGUCCAAACGGCGGUACUGCAACUCCUGUAUCAGUCCGUGACGUCACCCGGCCCAAAACAACUUUUUCCC
Gymnodraco acuticeps is the source of this 3024-nucleotide messenger RNA. Its product is annotated as melanopsin-A-like. Bases 288 to 1829 code for a protein of 513 amino acids. The transcript has 10 exons. Gene Ontology annotation, molecular function: G protein-coupled receptor activity. Gene Ontology annotation, cellular component: membrane. Lineage: Eukaryota; Metazoa; Chordata; Actinopteri; Perciformes; Bathydraconidae. The record is from RefSeq and is a predicted model, not a curated record. Gene Ontology annotation, biological process: G protein-coupled receptor signaling pathway; visual perception.